This is a messenger RNA of Closterium sp. NIES-67, 3469 nucleotides long. Lineage: Eukaryota; Viridiplantae; Streptophyta; Zygnematophyceae; Desmidiales; Closteriaceae. The record is from the annotation of a GenBank genome assembly.
ACAGUACACCUCACGGUGGUGUUGCAAGUCAGCUUAGAUUCCUCUUCGCUUCUAAGACCGCCGGGUUAGGAGCCGGUAAGAGGGGUUCCUGGCUCUCAAGGUACCGACCGAAUUUGCAGAGGGUGCGUGAAAGCUCCUCGAUUCGCGUCUUAGGACAGCUUUGGCAUUCGCGCUGAGCUCUCUCGCUUCCUGCUUGCCUGGCAGCCUGUGGUCACGAGGCGAAUGCGUGGAUUCCGUGCUACAGAGCAUAGCGUGUGUAGACGAGGGAAGACCUUUGGUGGUUGAUAGAAUCCCCUGUCAGACCCGCACGUGCACUGUCGGAACUGUCCCUAGCUCGUGGCCGUACCUCUCGACGUUGUAGUUAUGUCGGCCGAAUAAAGAUUUCCUUCCGCCAGCUGUUUCGGUGUGUUUCUUGAACGGCUCGCUCCGCGACUAUCACCGGCGGUUACACCCCUCUUUGAUUCCUGGAUUUACCCACCAGCGCACCGUUCGCUCUACACUAGACUAGGCCUGGCGUACCGGCGGUCGCCCGAAGUCUGGCGGAUGUAACCCUCCAGCCCGGCCUUCACCCUCGAGCGCUCCUCUAGAUAGCCGUCCUCGCAUCCCCUCCUCGCGUGGCGGCCGCUCCAGCCACCGCCGCAUGACCCGUCGCCCAGCCCGCGCGCGAGUUGCUUUGGGUUAGUGACCCUGACGGGCCGUCCCCUGGCGUUAUGAACUGCUUUCGGUUCGGGCAGGUCCUUCGGGACGACAGCCCGCCUCGCCACCACCAGCAUCACCACCGCGGCGCGCACGGGCACUCGUGGCACGGGUGCACGCGGCCCGUGCUGGUGGACGACCCGGGCGACGACGACGACGAGCACGGCGGGUAUGGCGUGCGACCAGGCGUGCCGCGAUCGCACAGCAAGGAGAAGGAGCGGCUCCAGCAGCAGCAGCAGCAGGAGGUGCAGGCGCAAGCGCAGGCGCCACAGGUGGAGGCAUCGCAGUCGUUGGAGGGGGAGCAGCAGCGGCGGGUGCGUGAGGGGAACUCGGCUGAGCAGCGCGAAGGCGAGCUCCACACGGAGCAUUGCACGGUGGGGAGCGGUGCUAGGGAUAGGUCGGGGACAGGGAGUGAUGCGGCGUUGGGACAAGAGGAGGGUGGGGAGGAGGACGAGCAGCAGCAGCUACAGGUGCGGCUGAAGCAGCAAAUAGAGCGGACGCUACAGCAACAGGAAGGGGAGCAAGGGGAACUGCAGCAGCCGCGGGAGAAGGUGCAAGCUGCAGCGGCGAUCCAGCCUGGCGCGUGUGCGCGGUCGCACAGCUCGCCUGUUCCCGCGCUAACCGUCGCCAGCACCGCUGCUCGCCACGUACAGUUUCAGCAGCAGCAGCAGCAGGAGUCGAAGCACUCCAAACAUUCCAAGCACGGCAAGCAGGAGCGGGGGGGCGUUCUGGGGGGGUUCAUGAGCGCGCCUGCCAGCCCCAUGUUCCGCACUACCAAGCACGCGCAAUCCGCCGCCGCCACCACUGCUGCCCUUGCCGGCAGCACAUCCGUGGGGGGCCCGGGGCGACACCCCCUGCUCCGCCGCUCCACCACCCCCUCGUCAUCCUACCACCACCACCACCACCACCACCACCACUCCUCCACAGCCUCCUCCCCCCGCAUCUCCCGCAGCUCCCCCGGCCCCUCCGCGCAGUCCCCCUCAUCCGUGGCCUCCUCCCGCCCGUCGUCGCGCGACGGCGCGGGGAGUGGGAGCGGGCGCAGCCUGCGCCGAGACGGGUCGUCCAUGGGGUUGUCGUCGGGGCGGCGGGGAUCGUCGUCAGGGAAAGGGGGGUCGUCCGCCGUGCUGCCGCUCCCGGGCGGACACAACCUGCCAGGCAUUCUGACUAGGAACUUCUCCCGCAACAGCUCCUCGUCCACUGCGUCCACCCCGCCCCUUGCGCCCGCCAUGCCAGGCGCGUACCCGCCUAAGAGCCCCUCGGUGAAGGAGAAAGAGAGGAGUAGGGAGAGAGACAGAGGGGAGAGGGGAGGGGAGGUGAAAGGGGAGAGGGACAAAGGGCGGGGUGGGGUGGGCAGCAGCAGUGGGAUGGAGAGAGGGCCGUUGGAAGAUGCGGAUAUAGAGGCACUGCGGGAGCUGCAGCAGCGGCAUUGCCUGCAUAUCUUCUCUUAUGCUGAACUCCGGGCAGCCACAAUAAAUUUUGCGCCGGAGAAUUUGCUGGGUAGUGGGGGGUUUGGGAGGGUUUAUCGAGGGGAGGUGUUUCUGCCUCCCCUCAAGAUGCCCGCUGGCGAAGCUAGUAACAGUGGCGAAAUCGCUCUAGAGGCGGGUGGGCAGGAGGGUGAGGGAGCGGAGAGAGGGGGAGCGGGGGAGCAGGGAGCGGGUGGGCGUGUGGAGGUAGCAGUGAAGAAGCUGAAUAGCAAGAGCAUGCAGGGCCACAAGGAGUGGAUGGUGGAGGUGAGUCUGCUGGCAGCAGCCAGCCACCCGAACCUGGUGCGCCUCAUAGGGUGCUGCGCAGAGGGUGACCGCCGCCUGCUCGUCUACGAGCUGCUGCCCCUAGGCAGCCUCGACCGCCUGCUCUUCCGCCCUGCCGCCUCCUCCUCCUCUGCCUCCUCCACCUCCCCUGCCUCUGCUGCUUCGCCUGGCUGUGACCCCGGGCAAGGCCCCCCUGGCAGUCGGCCGUUGUCGCUGGACUGGAGCACGCGGCUGAGAGUGGCGCUGGGAGCGGCCAAGGGGCUGGCGUAUCUACAUGAGGAGAUGGAACCCAAGGUGAUCUACCGCGACCUCAAGACGUCUAACGUGCUGCUCACGGCGUCCUUCCAUGCCAAGCUCUCCGACUUUGGCCUCGCCCGGGAGGGACCGGAUGGGGACUCCGAAUACGUCUCCACUAUGGUGCGCGGCACAGCAGGGUAUGCAGCCCCGGAGUACAUGCUGACGGGGCAGCUGACGAGCAAGAACGACGUGUGGAGCUUUGGCGUGCUGCUGCUCGAGCUGCUUACAGGUCGCCCCUCCAUCGACAGCAAGCGGCCGCACCCGGAGGGCAACCUGGUGCUGUAUGCGCGGCCCUACCUGCAGCAGCCAGCAGACAUUGUCAAGAUCAUGGAUUCCGCGCUCACCGCCGCCUCGCCCCCGCCUGCCGCUGCGGCCAAGGUGGCGGAGGUGGCGCGGUGGUGCCUGGCCAUGGACCCCACUCACCGUCCAGUCAUGAGCCAGGUCGUGGACGUCCUCACCUUCCUCUCCUCGCAGCAGUGGUCGUGACGAGCCUCUGCUAUGGUGCCUCAAUAAUUGCCGCCACUGCAGCCAAGCUUGGUUGGUGACACCCGGUGCCAUAAACUGAACACACACACCGCAGUGAGCAGGCCCGACGUUCCAUUUUUAACCACUGUCUUUAAACAACAAAAAGGGUUCUAACUCUUAGAACUGAAUGAAUGAUUAAGGAACCUGUGUACAAGGAAAUAUAUCUAAGGGUUGUACUCUCUAAGAGGUGACCCUAUACAGUC